Nerophis lumbriciformis (worm pipefish) is the source of this 909-nucleotide messenger RNA. NCBI's taxonomy places the organism in Eukaryota, Metazoa, Chordata, Actinopteri, Syngnathiformes, Syngnathidae. The record is from RefSeq and is a predicted model, not a curated record.
AUGGUGGAGCUGAACAUGGCGGACGGCGAUAGCGGGAGCGAGCGCGGCGGCAGCAGCGGUGGCUUCCAGCACUUUCAGCGCGAACAGGAGACCCAGGAGCUGGCCUCCAAGCGCCUGGACAUCCAGAAUAAACGUUUCUACCUGGACGUCAAGCAGAACAGCAAGGGCCGCUUCAUUAAGAUCGCCGAGGUCGGGGCGGGAGGCUCCAAAAGUCGGCUGACCCUGUCGCUGUCAGUGGCGGCCGAGGUGCGCGACUACCUCGGGGACUUCAUCGAGCACUACGCCCAACUGGGGCCCAGCAGCCCCGAGCAGAUAGCGCAGGCUUCUGCCGGCGACGACGGAGGUCCGCGGCGAGCCCUCAAGAGCGAGUUUCUGGUGCGCGAGAACCGAAAGUACUACUUGGACUUGAAGGAGAACCAGCGCGGGAGGUUCCUGCGAAUCCGCCAGACGCUCAACCGGGGGCCGGGCUCUGGCUUCGGGGGCCCCGCGGGGGGCGGCGGCGGCAUACUGGCCGGCCAGACCAUAGCCCUUCCGGCGCAAGGCCUGAUCGAGUUCCGCGACGCGCUGGCCAAGCUCAUCGACGACUACGGCGGCGACGACGACGAGCUGGCCGGCGGGGGCGUGGCGGCGGGAGGCUACGCCGAGCUCCCGGAGAAGACUUCCAUCAUGGUAGAUUCCAAGCGCUUCUUCUUCGACGUGGGCUCCAACAAGUACGGAGUCUUCUUGCGCGUCAGCGAGGUCAAGCCCAGCUACCGGAACUCCAUCACGGUGCCCUUUAAGGCCUGGGCCAAGUUCGGCGGAGCCUUCAGCCGCUACGCCGACGCCAUGAAGGAGAUACAGGAGCGCCACCGGGACAAGAUGUACGACAGGCGGGACGAGUCGGACGGCGACGACGUGGACGACGACUGA